This is a messenger RNA of Trichoplax adhaerens, 486 nucleotides long. RefSeq lists its product as uncharacterized. Lineage: Eukaryota; Metazoa; Placozoa; Uniplacotomia; Trichoplacea; Trichoplacidae. Bases 1 to 486 code for a protein of 161 amino acids. The record is from RefSeq and is a predicted model, not a curated record. The transcript is spliced from 4 exons.
AUGUUGGACAAAUGGUUGCAAAUACAUGAUCAAAAUUGGAACGUUAGUAAAUGUUAUGAUAUAUUUGAUCAGGUAUCUAGAAAAUAUUAUAGCCAAAAAGUAGAUAUUUAUGCAUUAGGCAUAAUUAAAUUGCUUCAUCCGAUGGCAACUGGAAUGGAACGAAUCAAACAUGUAUUGCCACAAGUCCCUGUUCUUCUAAAAAUAAAGUAUAACCAUUCUCCUGGUACGGUUGAUAUCAACUUUUGGUUAGCAUUGAUGGGUGUUCAUUAUUUCGAUAAAGAGUAUCCGAGUAUCCUAUCGAUUAAAUCAAUCAAAAUAACAAGCACAAAUACUGUCAAUAGCACUUCAUUUUGCACGGCGAUCAUCGAUGCUUGGACCAUGAAUAAAAUGGAAGUAGUUGAUGCUGCUAGAAUUCUUACACCAGGAAUAAAAUUAAAGUCGUUGAUGCUGGUAGAAAUGAACUUCCUAAAACGCAGGAUGGUCUGA